AUGCAAAUCAAGUCGAUCCCCAUGUGGGUGGGCAGUAGUAACAACUACGCCUACCUUGUUGUCGAUGACAAAUCCAAGGACGCCGUGAUCAUUGACCCGGCAAACCCUCCCGAGGUUGCCCCCGUCCUCAAGAAGGCCAUCGAUGCAGGCGAAAUCAACCUGACGGCGAUCGUGAACACGCAUCACCACUGGGACCAUGCCGGAGGCAACAAGAAGCUGCGAAGCGACCUCGGCACGCCAAAUCUCGAGAUUAUUGGCGGAAAGGACUGCGAGUCGGUCACCAAGACUCCUGCCGAUGGUGAGGGCUUCAAGAUCGGCAGCAUCUCCGUGAAGGGCCUGUAUACCCCUUGCCACACCCAGGACAGCAUCUGCUGGUACAUGCAGGACGGCGACGACAAGGUAGUCUUCACGGGUGAUACACUGUUCCAUGGCGCUAAGACCGAGGUCCGUCUAGGCUGUGGUCGCUUCUUUGAGGGUAACGCAGAAGAGAUGGACAAGGCUCUGAACAAGACGCUCGCAUCGUUGCCGGACGACACCCGCGUGUUUCCCGGGCACGAGUACACCAAGUCCAAUGUCAAGUUCGCCGUCUCUGUAUUGCAAAGCGAACCUGUCAAGAAAUUGGAGGCCUUCGCCGAGAGUAACAAGGAGACGCAAGGAAAGUUUACUAUCGGAGACGAGAAGAAACACAAUGUCUUCAUGCGGCUAGACGACCCUGUGAUCCAGAAGGCUACGGGCAAGACUGACAAGGUGGAAGUCAUGGCGGCGCUUCGCGAGAUGAAGAACAACUUCAAGUGA
This is a messenger RNA of Thyridium curvatum, 795 nucleotides long. RefSeq lists its product as uncharacterized. Gene Ontology annotation, molecular function: hydroxyacylglutathione hydrolase activity. The record is from RefSeq and is a predicted model, not a curated record. The coding region runs from base 1 to 795 and encodes 264 amino acids. Lineage: Eukaryota; Fungi; Ascomycota; Sordariomycetes; Thyridiales; Thyridiaceae. The transcript is spliced from 9 exons.